GCGCCGGGCUAGUGUGCUCCGGGAGCUGGCGACCCGCCGAGCCUCGGCCCUGCGCGCUGGCCUCAUGGCGGCGCGGCCGCUGUCCCGGAUGCUGCGGCGGGUUCUGAGGUCCAUCGCCCGGAGCUGCAGCUCGGGGGCUCCGGUGUCGCAGCCCUGCCCCGGGGAGCCCUCUCAGGCUGCCGCGGAGGAGCUGUCCAGACGCAGGCAGUUCCUGCGGGAGCACGCGGCCCCCUUCUCCGCCUUCCUCACAGACAGCUUCGGCCGGCAGCACAGCUACCUGCGGAUCUCCCUCACGGAGAGGUGCAACCUCAGAUGUCAGUACUGCAUGCCCGAGGAGGGUGUCCCUCUGACCCCCAAGGCUGACCUGCUGACCACAGAGGAGAUCCUGACCCUCGCCCGCCUCUUUGUGAAGGAAGGUGUCAACAAGAUCCGGCUCACGGGCGGAGAGCCGCUCAUCCGGCCAGAUGUGGUGGACAUCGUGGCCCAGCUCCGGCGGCUAGAAGGGCUGAGGACCAUUGGCGUCACCACCAACGGCAUCAACCUGGCCCGGCUGCUACCCCAGCUUCAGAAAGCUGGUCUCAGUGCCAUCAACAUCAGCCUGGACACCCUGGUGCCAGCUAAGUUUGAGUUCAUCGUCCGCAGGAAAGGCUUCUACAAGGUCAUGGAGGGCAUCCACAAGGCCAUCGAGCUGGGCUACAGCCCGGUGAAGGUUAACUGUGUGGUGAUGCGAGGCCUAAACGAGGACGAGCUCCUGGACUUUGUGGCCUUAACCGAGGGCCUGCCCCUGGAUGUGCGCUUCAUAGAGUACAUGCCCUUUGAUGGCAACAAGUGGAACUUCAAGAAGAUGGUGAGCUACAAGGAGAUGCUGGACACCAUCCGGCAGCAGUGGCCGGAGCUGGAGAGGCUGCCCGAGGAGGAAUCCAGCACAGCCAAGGCCUUUAGGAUCCCUGGCUUCCAAGGCCAGAUCAGCUUCAUCACUUCCAUGUCCGAGCACUUCUGUGGGACCUGCAACCGGCUGCGGAUCACGGCAGAUGGGAACCUCAAGGUCUGCCUCUUUGGGAACUCCGAGGUGUCUCUGCGGGAUCACCUGCGGGCCGGGGCCUCCGAGCAGGAGCUGCUGAGAAUCAUCGGAGCGGCCGUGGGCAGGAAGAAGCGGCAACAUGCGGGCAUGUUCAACAUUUCCCAGAUGAAGAACCGGCCCAUGAUCCUCAUCGGUGGGUGACCCAUCAAGUUAUUUUCGAUGUUCCAAGAUUCCCCACCAGCCAAUCUGAGCAUUUCCCCCUGGGACCCCUUCCACGUUCGGGGUCUGAGACUCAGAGCGAGCUUCUCCAGCCAGAUGGCAACUUUGUGGAAAGGACGUGGGGUCCCCCCGGCCCCUCCCGUAGCCCAGCGGCGGCUGGGGUCUGGCUCCCCUCAGAGACACUACACUUCCCACGCAGACUCAGAUGCCAACUCCAAGUGCCUUAGCCCAGGGUCCCAGGCUCCCGCCACCCCCUGGGGACCCCCAUCAACCUCGGAACAACUGACCCACGUGGACUCAGAAGGACGGGCAGCUAUGGUAGAUGUGGGCGGGAAGCCGGACACAGAGCGGGUGGCUGUGGCCUCAGCCGUGGUCCUCCUGGGGCCUGUGGCCUUCAAGCUCGUCCAGCAGAACCAGCUCAAAAAGGGAGAUGCCUUGGUGGUGGCCCAGCUGGCUGGAGUCCAGGCGGCCAAGCUGACCAGCCAGCUGAUUCCGCUGUGCCACCACGUGGCCCUGAGCCACGUCCAGGUGCGGCUGGAGCUGGACGGCACGCGCCAUGCCGUGGUGAUCCAGGCGUCUUGCCGGGCUCGGGGCCCCACCGGCGUGGAGAUGGAGGCCCUGACCUCUGCCACUGUGGCCUCGCUCACCCUGUAUGACAUGUGCAAGGCGGUCAGCAGGGACAUCGUGCUGGGGGAGAUCAAGCUCAUCAGCAAGACCGGGGGCCAGCGGGGGGACUUCCAUCGGGCUUAGAGUUCCUGCCCCUCUCACCCACGGCCAGCCAGGGCCGCGGAUGCGGAGCAGGUUGGGCUGAGGGAAAGAUGUCACGUUCCUUUAAUCCCAGCCACUGCUCACCGUCAUCAGUAGGAACCCAAGCUCAUCCCGCUUUGCUACUAGGUCUGCUGCCGGAUGACCUCUGAUGACCUGUGGGGCUUUCUGUGUACAGAGGGGACACUGGCAGCCCCUAAGCCUUCCAGGACACUAAGGUCACGGGAGGGGGUUGCAGCGAGCAAUGCUUGGUAACUGAAAAAUCACAUCAUAUUAUUUGUGGACCAUUUCAGACCACCAGUUUCAGACGGUCCAGCCCGUAACUUCUCAUUUUGGGUUUUCUCUUCUGCUUUCCUGGGGAAAGAAUAAGGGCUCAUUAAGCAGAGGAGCCCACUUUGAGGAGGGAAAAGCACAAGCUUGCACAGAGAAUGUAUCCCAGCUUCUCCCCAGCAGCUCUGAUUCCCAACUCUGCCUGCUCCCAGCUUCUGCCCCAUCUCUCCUGCCCGAGCCUGUGUCCCUCUGGACUUGCAGGCUUUCGGCUGAGCAGCCGCCACGUCCUGCCAGCCCCUUCCUCAGCCCACUCCUCGUAAACAGGAUGCACAUGCGUGGGCCGAGGCCCUAAGGGCUCCUGACCCACCACACAGCCCACACCUGGCCCUGCCCCAGACCAUUCCUCCCUCCCUUAUUCUGGAACAUGUCAGGGAAAGAAGAGAGGUGAAGGUCACCUUCACCCUCACAGUGCACAAAUAAAGCCACGAUGCCAACUUUGCAGAUGCAAGAAUAAGGAC
This is a messenger RNA of Microcebus murinus (gray mouse lemur), 2793 nucleotides long. It is a transcript of the gene MOCS1, whose product is annotated as molybdenum cofactor synthesis 1. Gene Ontology annotation, molecular function: 4 iron, 4 sulfur cluster binding; GTP 3',8'-cyclase activity; cyclic pyranopterin monophosphate synthase activity. Lineage: Eukaryota; Metazoa; Chordata; Mammalia; Primates; Cheirogaleidae. The record is from RefSeq and is a predicted model, not a curated record. Gene Ontology annotation, biological process: Mo-molybdopterin cofactor biosynthetic process.